AUGGACACACCUAUAUCUCCCAGGAAAUUGGAGAGUCAGAUUUCUGAGUCCGGCAGUGAGUUCAUCAGCGACAAUUCUCUCAAUCUUAAGGGGGAUAAUGUAGAAGUAAAGAACUUGGCUUUGCUGCCUGUCUUGUCUCUGGACACAAUAUCGGAUUGUUUAGAAAAGAGAUACAAACAAGACCUCAUAUACACUAAUUGUGGGGACAUUCUUAUAUCAGUCAACCCUUUCAAAGAAGUAGAGCUCUGUUCCCCAAAGGUCAUUUUGGUCAGCGGGGAAUCGGGCGCUGGUAAAACAGAGGCUACCAAACUACUAGUCCAUCACCUGAUGUCGGUAGCUGGGUGUGAGUUCAAGACAUUGCAAGAUAUCAUAAUUAAGGUGAACCCACUUCUAGAAGCUUUUGGCAAUGCCAAAACAAGUUUGAAUGGUAAUUCUAGUCGAUUCGCAAAAUAUCUGUCUUUGAACAUCAACGAAAAAGGGAAGAUCGAAAGUGCACGAGUCAAGGACUAUAUGCUUGAGAAGUCACGAGUGGUACAUCAGGAAGCUGGGGAAAGAAACUUCCAUGCAUUUUAUGCAUUCUUGACUGGAGCCUCAGAUGAUACCCUAGAGACUGUGUUCAUCAAUCGCUCUGACACAUUUAG
Molecule: messenger RNA, 641 nt
Organism: Candidula unifasciata
Lineage: Eukaryota; Metazoa; Mollusca; Gastropoda; Stylommatophora; Geomitridae
Source: the annotation of a GenBank genome assembly